AAGCAUUUGCGAUCCAAUCUCGAACUGUGGCAUUGGAUUAUAUUGGUCGUAGAGCAAGUCCAUCUGGUGCUGGCCAAGAAAGACGAGUGGAGCAUGCCAAAUUGCUCAUGCAAAAGGAAUUCUUGCCUCAUAUUGGAACAGAGCCCGGAAGCUUAAAACGAAAGUCUUAUUAUUUAGGUUACAUGAUACACAGACUUUUACUUUGCGCUGUUGGAAGUCGACAAUUAGAUGAUCGAGAUCAUUUGGGAAAAAAAAGGCUAGAUACAGCUGGUACUCUUUUACGUAAUUUAUUUUCAAGUGUUUAUAAAAAAAUGAUUAGAGAAAUGACCGAGCACCUUAAGAAG
This is a messenger RNA of Racocetra persica, 344 nucleotides long. The record is from the annotation of a GenBank genome assembly. Lineage: Eukaryota; Fungi; Glomeromycota; Glomeromycetes; Diversisporales; Gigasporaceae.